UCGCCACUAUUUGUGUUUUAACUAUAUUUGUAUUCCUAUUUGAUACCUUUAUAUAUUUUUUUCUGUAUAGUAGCGUGUAUAACUUAUAUACUAUUUAUUUUAAUUGGUAGAAUACGGAAUGGUCGAAUGUGAUUGGAUGUACGAACUCAUCUACAAGCCUUUGUAUAAAUAGUACAUUUUGUUGCGCCGACUCACGUGCAAAACACCUCUGUUGUCAGAUACUUUUUAAAUUCAAACAAACAAUGCAACUUAACUUUAUAUAGUAUCUUGUAAGAGCAAUGAAAACAUGCAUUUGUAAAGUUUGAUUAAUACUAAUAAUGUGAUUGGGAGAUGCUUCGCCGUUAACGGUGUCAUAACAUUUUGACGCAACGUUAACCCUGCCUUCGAAUCUGUGUUUUCCUUUUAUUGCAGAUAUAAUCUUUCAUUUAAAAGCUUCUAAGUAAUAUCGAAAAAUGUCAGCCACAGCUACGACAGCCACCCUUCCGGUUGAGGAAGAAUUUGAGGACUAUAAUCCUCAAGCAAAAUUAAUAAAAACUCUCGAAAGAAAUGGAAUCACAGCAGGAGACGUAAAAAAAUUAGAGGAAGCUGGUUACUAUACUGUAGAAGCUGUAGCUUAUGCUCCCAAAAAGCAUUUGAUUAACAUCAAAGGUAUUAGUGAAGCCAAGGCAGAUAAAAUUUUGCAAGAAGCUUCAAAAUUGGUUGUGAUGGGUUUUAAAAGUGCUACUGAAAUUCAUCAAACUAGAUCACAUAUUGUUUUUGUAACAACUGGUUCCGCUGAAUUGGAUAGAUUGUUAGGGGGUGGUAUAGAGACAGGUUCUAUUACAGAAAUUUUUGGGGAAUUCAGGUCAGGUAAAACUCAGUUGUGUCAUACACUUGCAGUCAAUUGUCAAUUACCCAUAGAUAUGGGUGGUGCAGAAGGGAAAUGUCUUUAUAUAGAUACAGAAGGAACUUUUAGACCUGAAAGAUUAAUAGCUGUUGCAGGAAGGUAUAAUGUGGCAGGGGAUAAUGUUUUAGACAAUGUAGCUUGUGCCAGAGCUUACAAUACAGAUCACCAAACACAGUUAUUAAUUCAGGCUAGUGCUAUGAUGACAGAGUCUAGAUAUGCAUUACUGAUAGUGGAUAGUGCAACUGGCCUAUACCGUACUGACUAUUCUGGAAGAGGAGAAUUAUCUGCUAGACAAAUGCAUUUAGCCAGAUUCCUUAGAAUGUUGCUGAGAAUAGCUGAUGAGCAUGGUGUUGCAGUUGUUAUAACAAACCAAGUUGUUGCACAGGUUGAUGGUGCAGCAAGUAUGUUUGGUGGAGAUCAGAAAAAGCCAAUUGGUGGUAAUAUUAUAGCACAUGCCAGUACUACAAGACUGUAUUUGCGUAAAGGCAGGGGGGAAACUAGAAUAUGUAAAAUUUAUGAUUCACCUUGUUUGCCUGAGAGUGAAGCAAUGUUUGCUAUAAAUGCAGAUGGUAUUGGGGAUGUUAAAGAAUAGUAUUAUUUUCAUCUUUUAUAAAUAUUUGUAUUCGUAAGAAAGCGCUUUCAACUGUCACUUCUUUUCUAUUUAUACAUUAAGCCUCAAGGACAUGUAAGUUGAUUUAUCACACAAAAAAUAUUGAUAAGUAAUUACAGAUUUGGUUAGUCUCUGCAUACCAUAUAAGUAAAAGUUAAUAAAAUAAAAUAAAACAA
Hylaeus anthracinus is the source of this 1672-nucleotide messenger RNA. Its product is annotated as DNA repair protein RAD51 homolog A-like. Gene Ontology annotation, molecular function: ATP hydrolysis activity; single-stranded DNA binding; ATP-dependent DNA damage sensor activity. The transcript has 2 exons. Gene Ontology annotation, cellular component: condensed nuclear chromosome. Lineage: Eukaryota; Metazoa; Arthropoda; Insecta; Hymenoptera; Colletidae. The record is from RefSeq and is a predicted model, not a curated record. Gene Ontology annotation, biological process: mitotic recombination-dependent replication fork processing; double-strand break repair via homologous recombination; chromosome organization involved in meiotic cell cycle. Bases 453 to 1478 code for a protein of 341 amino acids.